Messenger RNA from Fusarium mangiferae, 444 nucleotides. RefSeq lists its product as uncharacterized. The transcript has a single exon. Lineage: Eukaryota; Fungi; Ascomycota; Sordariomycetes; Hypocreales; Nectriaceae. The record is from RefSeq and is a predicted model, not a curated record. The coding region runs from base 1 to 444 and encodes 147 amino acids.
AUGAUGCGAGGAGAGAUCCCUUCACGGCAUCACAGGGCCCUCGGCCAGCGAAGACUCGCAAAGAACCCAAAUCUUCAACGAAAGCUGGAACAGAUGGCUCUCCCACUUGCACCUCUUGUCCAGCUCACCACAGGCGCUGUCCAUCCUUCUUUUCCCACCACGGUCCUCAACUUUUGGCUCCUCACCGAUGAGCAGCUGGAGUCUCUUGCACAUUUCUACCACCAGAGGACGCCAUCGCCUUGGACAAAUCAGUACCCCUGCCCAGUCACUUGGAGAUCUGAUCUGCCUCUCGAGGAGAAGCGGCGCAAGAUGGGCAAGUUUAUCGGUCUCCGGGGUUGUGAAUCUCCCAUCCUUCUCAAAACGGAGGAGGAGAUCCUAGCAGAGGCACGAAAGGCGAGACUUGCAGCUGAAGAGGAUCUUUGGAGGCGAAAGCACUUUUCCUGA